Equus quagga is the source of this 3150-nucleotide messenger RNA. It is a transcript of the gene SLC26A7, whose product is annotated as solute carrier family 26 member 7. Gene Ontology annotation, molecular function: sulfate transmembrane transporter activity; bicarbonate transmembrane transporter activity; chloride transmembrane transporter activity. Lineage: Eukaryota; Metazoa; Chordata; Mammalia; Perissodactyla; Equidae. The coding region runs from base 367 to 2259 and encodes 630 amino acids. Gene Ontology annotation, biological process: transmembrane transport. The record is from RefSeq and is a predicted model, not a curated record. Gene Ontology annotation, cellular component: membrane. The transcript has 17 exons.
AAUUACUGGCGAGAGAGCUCUAGACCAACUUAGUACUGAACCCAUUACUUUUCCAAGAUUAGAAAAAUAUUACACUAACAGGAACCAUUUCUCCAUCUCAUUCAGAUAAGAAUUUAAGGUUUUAAUCUGUAUCUUUUACCUGGAACAAUUAACUGCACCAUAACAAGACAUGCAGCCUGGCUGCAUAUAUUUAAGCACUUCUGUUAAUCUCUCUUCCUUUCUCUCUCUCUUUUAUUGAUUUAUGUUUUGGAUAGCUUUGACAUUGUAAACCACAGACGAAUUGGAGCCUCGCAUUGAAAAGAGGUGUUGUGCAACGAAUUUUUUCUUGUCUAAAGAAGUUUACUUUUGCAAGAGGGAAUCUGAAAGAUGACAGGCGCAAAGAGGAAAAAGAAAAACGUGCUCUGGAGCAAGAUGCAUACCCCUCAUUGGGAAGACUUCAAACAGUGGUGUAGAAAACGACUACCUAUUUUGGAAUGGGCACCACAUUACAAUCUGAAAGAAAACUUGCUUCCAGACACAGUGUCUGGGAUAAUGUUGGCCGUUCAACAGGUGACACAAGGGUUGGCCUUUGCUAUUCUCUCAUCUGUGCACCCAGUCUUUGGUUUAUAUGGGUCUCUGUUUCCUGCCAUCAUUUACGCCAUGUUUGGAAUGGGACAUCAUGUUGCCACAGGCACCUUUGCCUUGACAUCCUUAAUAUCAGCCAAUGCAGUGGAACGGCUUGUCCCUCUGAGCGUCCAGAAUCUCACCACACAGAGUAACACAAGUGUGCUGGGCUUGUCUGACUUUGAGAUGCAAAGGAUUGGUGUUGCUGCAGCCGUUUCCUUCUUGGGAGGUGUGAUUCAGGUGGCCAUGUUUGUGCUACAACUGGGCAGUGCCACAUUCCUGCUCACGGAGCCUGUGAUCAGUGCAAUGACAACUGGGGCUGCCACCCAUGUUGUGACUUCACAAGUCAAGUAUCUCUUGGGAAUGAAAAUUCCAUAUAUAUCUGGACCACUCACAUUCUUUUACAUCUAUGUAUAUGUCUUUGAGAACAUCAGGUCUGUCCGACUGGAGGCACUGCUCUUAUCCUUGUUGAGCAUCAUGGUGCUUGUUCUGGUUAAAGAGCUGAAUGAACAGUUUAAAAGGAAAAUUAAAGUUGUUCUUCCUGUCGAUUUAGUUUUGAUUAUUGCCUCAUCAUUUGCUUGUUAUUGUACCAGUAUGGAAAAAACAUAUGGAUUAGAAGUAGUUGGUCAUAUUCCAAAAGGAAUUCCUCCACCUAGAGCUCCUUCAAUGCAUGUCCUCUCUGCAGUAAUCACUGAAGCUUUUGGAGUGGCACUUGUAGGAUAUGUGGCCUCACUGGCUCUUGCUCAAGGAUCUGCUAAAAAAUUCAAAUAUUCAGUUGAUGACAACCAGGAGCUUUUGGCCCAUGGCCUCAGCAAUGUGAUUCCUUCAUUUUUCUUCUGCAUACCAAGUGCUGCUGCCAUGGGAAGGACUGCUGUCCUCUACAGCACCAGAGCGAAGACACAGUGUGUUCUUGCAAGUAUUAUUGUCGUGGGACUGAAGGGAAUGCUAAUACAGUUUCGUGAUUUAAAAAAAUAUUGGAAUGUGGAUAAAAUCGAUUGGGGCAUAUGGGUCAGUACCUAUGUAUUUACAAUAUGUUUUGCUGCCAAUGUGGGGCUGCUGUUUGGUGUUGUCUGUACCAUAGCUAUCGUGAUUGCUCGCUUCCCAAGAGCAAAGACUCUGAGUAUAAAAAACAUAAAAGAAAUGGAAUUUAAAGUGAAGACAGAAGUGGAUGGCGAAACCCUGAAGCAGGUGAAAAUUGUCUCAAUAAACAACCCACUUGUUUUCCUGAAUGUGAAGAAGUUUCACACUGAUCUAAUAAACAUAAUCCAAAAGGAAAAUGCCAGCAACCUGCUACUGGAUGAUAUCAGCAAGUGUGAACAAAACACCUUGCUCAGUCCUCUAUCCAAUGGCAACUGCAGUGAAGAAGCUUCACAGCCCUGCCAGAAUGAGAAGUGUUCUUUAAUCCUGGAUUGCAGUGGGUUGACCUUUUUUGACUAUUCUGGAGUCUCCAUGCUUGUUGAGGUUUACAUGGACUGUCAGAACCAGAGUGUGGAUGUAUCUUUGGCCCAUUGCACAGCUUCCUUGAUAAAAGCAAUGAAGUACCAUGGAAACCUAGACUCAGAGAAACCAAUUUUUUUUGAAUCUGUGUCUGCUGCAAUAAGUAACAUCCAUUCAAAUAAGAAUUUGAGCAAACUCAGUGACCACAGUGAAGUCUGAGAUGCUUUUGUGGCAGCACAGCUCUUAUCUUAAGCAACUGCCGUGAAGAGGCCACACACUAGCAUUUUGCACACCCUUAUUUGCUGUUUAGAUUCUACAGAUGACCUCCACCACAAGUAUGAUGUGACUUCGUAACCACAUAUCUGCUGGUCAAGAUUUGCCAACAAUUUUUUCUAAUUUUUGUUAGUAAGCAGAUUCACUUAGCAGAUUAUUAUAUAGUUAUUUUAUAAAAAUCAGUGCACAUUUAGUUUUAGUGUAGUGAAAGGUAAAGAUGAAUUUAUUUCCUUUUACCAUAGUAUUUUGUGUUGUUUUAUUUCUGUUUUGUUGUAAGUUAAUUUAUAAAACUGAGAAACCCUUUGUCAUAAGAGAUUUGGAACAUUUGCAAGCCAUUUGUAAAAAUCCAAGAUCAUCUGUAAUUAUACGUAAAAACAACUUAGCAAAUGUGGCAUUUUCUCCUACCAAAGAAAGGCGUUAAACAUCAAUAAAGUUGUGUUUCUUUAUACAAUAUGAUAUGAGAUUCACAGAAGUCAAACAAAAACAAAUGACAAACUAGAAACCAUUGUUCUGCACACCUUUCCAUGCAUGAAAAUCUUCAAGAAUGUUUUCACGAUAACUGGUAUCCCAAUGAAGCCAAGUUCUUGACAUUAGUCUGUUUUGCUGUGAAUAUUGGAAAUGCUUAGGAUCGUAAGACCUGAUAGCCCUAAUUUCCACAUUCCAUGUAAAAGUCUCUGUUUUCAGCUUAAGGUUUGCUGGAGCCAGAGAAUGUAGAUGUUGCACAUUUUCUAUUUUUUCACAAAUAAGAUUUUUAGUUUGUUAUGGUAAGGAAAAUCGGCCCUGAGCUAACAUCUGGUGUUGAUCCUUCCCUUUUUCCUUGAGGAAGAUUGUCCCUGA